Molecule: messenger RNA, 2365 nt
Organism: Wasmannia auropunctata (little fire ant)
Lineage: Eukaryota; Metazoa; Arthropoda; Insecta; Hymenoptera; Formicidae
Product: alanine aminotransferase 2-like
Exons: 5
Coding region: 396-1679 (427 amino acids)
Biological process (GO): biosynthetic process
Molecular function (GO): L-alanine:2-oxoglutarate transaminase activity; pyridoxal phosphate binding
Source: RefSeq, a predicted model, not a curated record
ACCUGCGCAGGAUGGAGUACGCGGUGCGCGGACCGCUGCACGUCAGGGCACUGGAGCUCGAGAAGGAGCUGCAAAAGGUGAGGGCUAAAUUUGAGCUGGAGCGAGUGAACUUUGUCAAGGGCGAGUGGCGCGUACACCGCCGCUCCAGGGCAGAAUGAAGUCUUCUCUCAGAGCUGAGUACGCGCGCAAAAAGAAAGGGCAAGAUAUAUAGCGGCGAGAAGUUGCGCGACAUGUAACACAGCAGUUACGUGCCUCGAAUGUAAAAAACACUGAACAGGCGCGAACGGAAGAGCAAGAGAGGGGUGGAAAAGAGACGAUGAUGCGAGGUUGCAUAGUGAAACGUCAAGUAUCAAAAGGGCGUUGAGAAACCCUUUAAAGAGGUAAUCAAGGCGAACAUGGGGGACGCCCACGCUAUGGGUCAGCGGCCCAUCACGUUCCUGCGGCAGGUGCUCACCCUGACGAUUUUGCCGAAUCUGCUGGACGACCCGAGCUACCCGGAAGACGCGAAGAAUCGCGCCCGGAUAAUCCUAGGCGAUUGCCACGGAGGCAGCGUGGGCUCGUACGUCGUGGAGACGAUCGGCAUCGAGUGCGUACGCAAGCACGUUGCACAAUACAUUCAGGAUCGCGACGGCGGUAUCCCCUCCGAUUACCACGACAUCAUCAUCACGAAUGGGGCUACUCACUGUAUUAUGUCAUUUCUGAAGCUAUUCCAGGAAAUAAUCGACGACAAACCGUCCGGUGUGCUGGUCCCGAUUCCUCAGUAUCCUCUGUACUCGGCGACUACAACGGAGUUCGGUCUCACCCAGAUCAAAUAUUAUCUGAAUGAGGACAACAAGUGGUCGUUGGAAAUCAGCGAACUGGAACAUGCCCUGGAAAAGGCUAAAGGCACGUGCAAUCCUCGCGUCCUGGUGGUGAUCAACCCCGGUAAUCCGACCGGUCAAGUACUGACUCGCAAGAACAUCGAGGACGUAAUCCGCUUCGCACAUAAGCAUCACCUGUUCCUGCUGGCCGACGAGGUCUAUCAGGACAACGUAUACGACAAAGACAGCGCGUUCCAUUCCUUUAAGAAGGUCAUGAUGGAGAUGGGCGAACCGUAUUCGAAUAUGGAGCUUGCGUCGUUCAUGUCGAUCUCAAAAGGAUACAUGGGCGAGUGUGGGAUGCGCGGUGGCUACGCCGAGAUCAUCAACAUGGAUCCGCAAGUGAUGAAGAUGAUGUUGAAGACUCUCUUACCGUGCUCUAACGUGCUCGGCCAGGUCGUGUUGGACGUCGUGGCGAAUCCGCCGCGACCGAACGAGCCGUCGUACAGGCAAUUCGAGAUGGAGAAGAAGGAAAUCCUGCGCUCCCUGGCAGAGAGAUCGCAGCUUGUCGUCGACACGCUCAACAGUAUUCCAGGAUACAAGGCGAAUCCACCGAUGGGCGCGAUGUAUGUUUUCCCACGCUUCGAGCUGCCACCGAAGGCGAUUGAAGCGGCGCGUGCAAAGGGCCAGGAACCGGACGUCUUCUACGCGUUCAAACUGUUGGAGAGCACCGGGAUCUACGUGCUCCCGGGCUCGUACUUGGGCCAGAGAGCCGGCACGAAUCACUUCCGAACCACGAUACUGCCGCAAAAAGAGAAAUUAAAAACAAUGCUUGAAGCAUUAAAGCAUUUCCACAUCAAGUUUCUUAAAGAAUACAGUUAAAUUUAAAUAAUAAUAGUAUAUUUUCUAUGCUGAGAAAGCAUAAAGAAUAAGAAUAGAAGAAAUUUGUGAGGGCCAAUUUUCAGUCCGAACGCGUCGUGUAAACGUAAAUUAUUUUUACUACGGUUAGUAUUAUUACUCAUUAUAAGAGACGAUUGUUGCAUACGAAGUUAUUAUCGAGUUGUGUAGAAAUCGUGGCAAGGCUCUAAAUUGUUGUAUGUAAAUGUAAAUGUAAAUCACUGCUGAAGAAUGUUUGUACAUAUCUAUAGAGAUCGUUAUUCCGAUCAUCAACUAACGAUCAAUAUUAUAUAACAGUUAACAAAGAGAAUUGUUUAAAUAUUGUUGCAGUUAACAACUAUUUUUUCUUUUCAUGCAAUUUUCUAUUCUUUCCCAUCUAGUUUCCAUGAAGUUAAUUUUUUCUCUCAAAGUUAAUUGUUCUUUUUUUAUCACUCGACAAUGUACAGAAUGAAGUUCUGUUGUGCGUUUCUCACACGCUUUUUUAUUCUAGGAUGAUUAUAAUAACUAAAUUCAUUCAUAUAUGCAUUAUAAAUGCAUAAGAUAUGAAUGAAAAUUGAAGAGGAAAAAAAUAAUAUAAAGAACUUAUUUGAUCUCAUUGUGGAAGGAAUGCGGUAGACCGUAAUAUAAUUGAAAUUAAAUGCGUUAUACAUAAAUUAAAGAGAAAAUUAAGA